GAAUUUCAUGUCCGCCUUUCUAUCCAAAUCACACCCCUCCCCCGCUCCCUCUCUCAUAUAAACCCUUCCUUCCGCCAUAAAUUUUUUAUUAUAAAUAAAUUGUCCCCUUCCCACCCCCCAAAAUUUCUUUCUUUAAAUGUUACUCCAAACAUUACAUCAUUUUCAUUAUUAUCAUUAUUAAUAAUAAGUACCAUAUAUAUCAGCAGUUCCUUUUGUCCCAAUAUCUAGGGUUUCUUUUGAAGAAGAUCCGGUCUUUAAUUAUUGCAUCGGGUUCCUGGACACGUCAACUUUUGCAAUGAUGCAACAUGAGAUGGAAUCCCAGAUUCAUUAUCUUGAACAAAUAGCGUACAGCUCCGUACUUCGAGCAUUCAAAGCACAGUCUGAAGCCCUUACAUGGGAAAAGGAAGGAUUGAUAACGGAACUUCGAAAAGAGCUGCGAGUUUCCGAUGAUGAACAUAGAGAAUUACUGUCCAAGGUGAAUACCGAUGAACUUAUUAUAAGUAUUAGGGAGUGGAGGUUAUCAGGGGGAACCCGCAGUGCAAUGAUCAACAUUCCUCAAUCUAUCCAUGACCCGAUAUCAGUGAGUCCAACUGUUUCUGCAUCGCGGAAGCGACCAAAGACAUCUAUGGCCCCUUCUUUACCCACUCAAUCUUUUCCUGGAUUGGGAGGUGGAAUCCAGACCCCUAAACCUUCUCCAAGGUACCCGUUAAUGGGGCGAACUCCCAGGGGAAUGCUCUCCAAUCAUGGCUCUUCUGCUAUUACUUUACCAAAUGAUGCAGCAGCUGAUGUGGGUACAAGAAAUUACUUGGUUGGGAGGAAAUUGAGAACUAGAUGGCCUGAUGACAAUAACUUUUAUGAGGCAGUCAUAGUUGAGUACAACCCUGUACAGGAUCGGCAUGCAUUGUCGUACAACAAAAAUACACCACAGGAAAGCUUUGAAUGGGUUAGUCUUAAAGAGAUUCCUCCAGAGGAUAUCCAAUGGAUAGGUGAGGACCCAGGAUACCAUCAAGUUAGUCAUGGUGGAUUUAGUAAUGAAAUUAGCCAUGGAGUUGAAAGGGGUAGAGCAAACUCAAGGGAGCAAUCUCGAGGUGGAUUCCCGCUGUUGCAGAAUGGUGAUUCGAAGUCUCCCGAUGAGAUUGAGAUACUUCACACUGACACUCUUAUAAAGGAGGUGGAAAAGGUGUUUGAUGCUACUCAUCCUGAUCUGCAUGAAAUAGAGAAGGCGAAAAAAAUGCUAAAGGAUCAUGAACGAGCGCUGAUUGACGUCAUUGCGAAGCUUGCUGAUGCAUCCGACAGUGAUAGUGGUGGUGAUCAUCGAUUCAUGCGUGGACAAGCAGUGGAUGGGGAGUUAGCAACUAGGCACAUUCAAUAUGGGAGCAAUCAGUACGGGAGAUCUGAUGGUACGGGAAUGGGCAGAGGGAGCAUAACAGCAACUGAUAGCCAGCCAGAGGAGUAUAUCGAUAUCCUCUAGUUCUUCUAUGCAUGUUGUGGAACUAAAUCAAACUCUUUUCGACGUGUAAAGCUCUCUAACUUGAAAGGAUAUUCAGAAAUUAGAGUUUAGUUUUGAUUGGGUAUUUUUUUGUUCAAGACAUCUAUUGUAUAGACGGUAAUAUUGAAGUAGAAUGCACAUACUAACAUUCGAAAGUAUGGCCUUGUAGGUCUUAGUUUAAUGCUAUUUUUAUGUGUACAAUUA
Molecule: messenger RNA, 1693 nt
Organism: Erigeron canadensis
Lineage: Eukaryota; Viridiplantae; Streptophyta; Magnoliopsida; Asterales; Asteraceae
Product: protein EMSY-LIKE 1-like
Exons: 9
Coding region: 296-1471 (391 amino acids)
Biological process (GO): defense response to fungus
Source: RefSeq, a predicted model, not a curated record